AUGGUACAGCACCGUCCAGGAGCCACUGUCACAUUGACUUGUCGUGCGAGGGGCCAUCCUCAACCUCGGGUCAUUUGGCGCUUCAACUGGGGUUGCCUGCCCGAAGAACUGCGCAUGUCGGGAAGUCGUUUCGAGGUUCGCAGUACCGUUGAGGCCUGCUCCACGCGGACUCCCACAGUAAUCAGUACCCUGACAAUCCGCAAUUUCCGAAACGGAGAUGAUGGCAUCUACAACUGCGAAGCCUUGAGCGGUCCCCAUCGUGCUCUAUCCGAUGACAUGGUUGUGCGUAUCGAGCCAUGA
Messenger RNA from Protopolystoma xenopodis, 300 nucleotides. Lineage: Eukaryota; Metazoa; Platyhelminthes; Monogenea; Polystomatidea; Polystomatidae. The record is from the annotation of a GenBank genome assembly.